Messenger RNA from Coffea eugenioides, 2350 nucleotides. RefSeq lists its product as uncharacterized. NCBI's taxonomy places the organism in Eukaryota, Viridiplantae, Streptophyta, Magnoliopsida, Gentianales, Rubiaceae. The transcript has 9 exons. The coding region runs from base 268 to 1692 and encodes 474 amino acids. The record is from RefSeq and is a predicted model, not a curated record.
UUUGCUGUUCCUUCCUUCCGUCACUAAUUUUCAUUUUACUACGAUUUGCUUCCUUUAGUUCAUUAAUGUAUGUUUGUGUAGGAGGAGGAUUAGAUGGUACAGGAAUCAAUCAAAUCCAUUUUACCAGUUUAGGGUAUUCAUUUUUCGUAUAUACCACAGUGCUUCUUUUGCUACGCUACUAUUGCUCGUAGGAUCGCCAUCGCCCAGCAGACAAGAAGCCACGGUGUCGGCGGGACUCUAAUUUACUCAUCCUCGGAACUACUUGAAAUGGCGGCGGCUGUGUCACAUUGGCGGCGGCGGCGGUCAUCUCUGUGUGCUGCACUCGUGGUUGUGGGUGCUGUCAUCGUCGCAUUCUUCGGGGUGUCUCCUUGCAAUGCCUUGUUGUUGUCGGAAGAAGCAGAAGAGGAUAACAAGUCUCUUGUUUCCCGAAUUGCCUUCGGAUCCUGCGCCAACCAGAGCGCUCCCCAGCCCAUAUGGGAUGCAAUCAUCGACUUCAAUCCCCAUGUAUUUAUCUGGCUGGGCGACAACAUAUACGGUGACAUCCGCCGUCCCUUUAGGCUUUUCGGCAAACAAAGAACUAUUGGUCCUUGGAAGAAUGUUCCCCGUUUCAUCCCUUCCUCCGAGCAUGAAAUGCAGUCUAGAUAUCUCCUGGCUAAAAACUCUCCCGGUUACUCUCGUCUUCGCCUCAACACCAAGGUUAUUGGCACUUGGGACGACCAUGAUUAUGGACUAAACGAUGCCGGCAAGGAAUUCAGUGCCAAAAUCACCAACCAAAGGCUUUUGCUAGAUUUCCUGGACGAGCCCCAAGAUAGUCCCCGGCGCAAGCAAGCUGGUGUCUAUGCAUCGUACACAUUUGGCCCAAGGGGUAGACAAGUCAAGGUUAUUCUUUUGGAUACUAGGUACCAUAGAGACCCUUUAUUUAGUGAUGGAAGUAUCGUGGGAAGUCUGCAAUGGGAAUGGUUGGCGAAGGAGUUAAAAGGUCCUGCCACAGCCAUUACUAUCAUCGGAUCUUCUAUACAGGUGAUAUCAAACCUGUCAGCAACCACUGGCCCUUUGUUUUACAUGGAGUCCUGGGGUCGUUUUCCAAAAGAAAGAAGUCGUCUUUUUGAAUUAAUAUCUGAGAGUAAGAGGGAAGGGGUGUUCUUCAUCAGUGGGGAUGUUCAUUUUGGGGAAAUUACAAGAUAUGAUUGUGCAGCUGGAUACCCCUUAUAUGAUAUAACAUCAAGUGGGAUUACCCAGGCUGUGGAGAAGGCAGUCCCUUCACCGCUUCAUUUCCUUGUGAGAUUUGCGGCACGCUUGACUCCGAGUACUAUGAGAGUGAUGGAUAGAGGCUGCAGCUACAGUUCAUGUACGUAUGGGAAGCCAAAUUUUGGAAUAGUUGAGAUUAAUUGGGAUACUGCUCCUGUCAAUUUGAAAUUCGAAGUGAGGGAUGAAAAUGGAGAUACUGUUAUUGGAGUGAAUACCUCAUUAUCACAAUUGAAAGCCCAAAGGACGGAAUCUAAGUUUACCAAGGUAGAAGGGAAAUAUAAAAACCAUUGCCUUUUGGAAGUUGAACUGCCAUGGAUGAUCAGAUAUCGGUUGGCCAUCAUGUUCUUUUGCACUGUAGGAGUGUUGCUGCUGCUUCUCAUAGGUGUGUUUUACACUGUCAUAUCACUGUGCAGCCGAUGUCUCCAAAAGUGCAAGCUUGAUUGAAAAAUUGAAUGGCGAUCCUCAGAGUUGAUGUUAUCCUGAUCAAACGAAUUGAGAGUUAUUCACUUUACAAUCCAGCUCAACUCCAAGAUAGUGCCACAUAUGCAAAACUCCGUCUGCUUAUUUCCAUUAGAUUUAUAUUGGUAGACGACUUACUUAUUAAUUUACUUUGCGGUGCGCUCUAACUCAUUUUGUCUUGGCCUUUACAAGUACUGGGAACAAUCAUGUCACCGAGUGUCAUUACUUUGGUAAUCUGUCUUGAUCAGUCAUUAGGUCCAUCUGCUUAUGGAUGGAUGUACCACUUUAACCCGUUGUGAUUCAGCUGUGACAAGAACGACCAUGAGCUGCAACAACAGCUAUAGGGCGGGGCAACCACAGCAUUCACCGACUUCAACCUUUCUGACAAGUGAAACUGCUGCAAUUAGUUCAAACUACUUUUGAGCGGAGCGUCCGCAAGUCAGUUCUAUUCUGCGCCAAAUCAAGUUUGCCCCGCCAAUAUAUGACAGGUGAGUUUUGUUAGACAAAAAAUUAGAUGCAUGAGACAGCAAGCUGUGCUUUCGUUGGCUAAUAAUGACUGAAAUUGGGCAUAAUUUAUGUACUACAACUUGGGCGGAGUUUGGCCCCCGGUCAACUCUUGGUACUCCACGACACUUUUUUUUUU